UUAACAAAGAAUUCUCCCAUCAACAACAAUAAUAAAACACUCAAUGCAGACAGAGAAUUGGGAAUUAACAAGUGUCUAUUCCCACACAAGCAGUACCAUACUAUACUUGCCAAAAAUAUAUGAGCUUAGUAGCUUUUACAAUGUAGGGAAAUCCGUGGAAGAUCCACAGUUGCUUUUAGAAUGAGAUUCGGGAAAUUGUGGGAUAAUUUAAGAAACUGAGAGUAAGAAGAGUGUACCCAGAAGGAAAUGCAGACUGAUAAGCUCCUUCAUUCAGACUGCUCCUUUACAGUGACUGCAAGCCUUUCUUUACAUAACAGUUUUGUGGAUGCCCAAGAAACCAAUAAUGCAAUAAAUAUGUACAAAGAGAAUUACAGUCAUUAAAGUUUAAGUAAUUAAUUCAGUCAAACUUACUUGAAAUCAAUUCACAAUGGGAGAUGCAGGCAUGCCAAUUCUGUCCCUGGAACUGGAGGACGACAGUGUGAUGGACAGUAAUAAAAUAAUGGUGGCCGGCGAACUGGAGAUUGGAGAUGAAUCAGUCUUGGUGGAAACAUCAGAGACAGGGACAAUUGUGUACAAGAGUGCAUCCUGCCAAGUGGAUCUCAGUUCUCAGGAUAUCAUGAGUCUCCCUAUCUUAUUCUGUGGCUUGCAUUCAUCAUCUUGUGAAGCCUCAACUCAGUGUGACAUUCCACUCAUUGUCAGCCAUAGUCUGUCUGCCUUUGCUAAGGAGGUUUGUGUCUCAGCCAGAAGGCCACUGGAAGAAAUAGCAGAACAUAGUAGAGUGACAGCUUCAAUGCAAAAUGAGGUGGAUAAAACAUUCCAAAAUGACAUUAUAAGAGACACAAUAGAAGAAGUCAUCCUUAAUAAUGCCGGAGUUGAGGAUUUGGACUGCUUUCGGAAAGACAACCAGGAUACUAAGGAGCUUGCAGAUACUGUUCCAAAAGAUCCACCAAGAAUCUCAAAAAGAGGAAGAAAGAAGAAGCCUCGAGAAGACAGUGACUUUGACUGGAACGACGAUGAUGACUUUUGGGAGGAAAAGAUCAGUGUGAGUGUGAAUUCUCAAUCCAGGAGAAAGACACGCAAAACAAAGCAGAGUUCAGGUAAUGCAGAAGCUAAACCACAAAGUCCAAAUUUGAAGGAAAAAGAAAAAGUAGCCAGAUUGAAAGAAAGCUUGUAUGCAGAACAAAUCAGAGCUGGUAUAAAAAGUGUGAUGGAGCCAAUGGAAAAUGUCACUCCUUAUAUUGAGUUAGUUACAGAGAAGGAGUGGUGUAAUGACUGGAUUACAGAUGAUGAGGUAGAUGAUGAUGAAGAUUUGGAUCCCACACAAGAGGAGUUCAGUAAAAAUGAAAAUGAUAAAAUAAGUUCAUGCAGUCAUUGUAUGUUAAAGUUCAGUACGCCAUUGCUCUUGCUGGAGCACACAGAAGCAAAUCAUUCUGCUCAUAUAUGUGAUAUUUGUGGAUUCACAGCAACCUUUAAACACAAGCUGAAGAGGCACAUGGUAAAACAUUCUAAUGUAAAGGCAUUUGUAUGUGACAUUUGUGGUAAACAGUAUUCACAGAAUCAGAAUCUCAAAGAUCACAUAUCUCGUGCACAUAGUGACCAGGAUCAUUGUGAUAGGUACCCAUUUAGUUGUGAGCACUGCAAGCGACUGUAUCGGGAUGAGAGGAAUUAUAUUAAACACCAAGAACAAUGCAGUGGUCCAUGUGAUGUAUGUGGAUUGAUGUUUAAGUGUAGUGGACAGUUGUGGCUUCAUAGGAGAGAACAUUAUUCCCACUGUAAUAUUUGUGAGAAGGGUUUCCAAUCCCGUGGCUCACUGUUGUUGCAUAAAAGUAUGAAGCAUGGUGAAAAGACCCUCCAGUGUCCCAAGUGCCCCAGAAAAUUUGUAUUUCAGUCCCAUUUAAAAAAUCAUUUUGACAAUGCCCACAACCAGGCAGCACCUCAGUUUAAGUGUGAAGCAUGUGGAUUUUGCACCAAGUCGAUGACCUAUCUUAAAGCUCAUUAUAGCAGAAUGCACAAAAACCCAUCAAAAGUAUAUUCUUGUGAUCACUGCCACAAAAACUUUAGAAGCAAAGCAAGAGUUAUUGAACAUGUACGCAUUCAUACAGGCGAAAGGCCUUUUUCGUGUCCAGUAUGUUGCAAGACCUUUUAUUCCCAAAGUAAUUUAUAUGCACAUGAAAGAACUGUGCAUGGAAGACUGAAAAACUACGGUACAAAGGACACACAAGAGAACACAGGUGAAGCUAUUGUACGCAGACAAAUAUCCAGCUGUUAUCAGUGCCAUCUGUGCCAUUUAAGAUGCCCUACCCAUAAGAAACUUAAACAUCACCUACUGAAGGACCACAACUUUAGUAGUGAUGAUGGAAGGGAACAGAAGAUUGACAGUGUGGAGGUUAUUUGUGCAGAUGAGUCAGUAGUGACAGCCAUAGACAUGGAUAUGGGUCAGAGAGAAGGGGAAGGGACAAGUAAAGACAGUGGAAUAAUGGGUAAUGAGAAUGCAGCUGGUAAGGCAACUGUGUCUGUGCCUUCCUAUGUUGUACCACCCAAUGUUAAUCUUGUUGAAAUAGAAGGUGUACAGUAUCAUGUUAUAAGAAAUACGCAGUAAAUAUAUAGUGCUCAUGGCCAAAGACCAGAAGUAUAUGUAUUUUUUAUAAUAAAGUUUAAAAUAGUGGUUGUAUUGAGGAAAAUUACAAAUCCUGUAUUACAAGUAAGAGGUAAUGACAUUUGUACAUGCUCAACAAAGUUUGAAACAGUCAGAACAUACGGAUUUUGUUUGUGCUUCAUUUCUCAAACAAAACAAUACCUUGUUUUAAAAGCAAUAGACUAAAGUGAGAAAGCCCUGUCUAUAUAAUUGGGGAGUCAGGAACAUAAAUCCUUACCUAGUCUUAGUUAAUAUUCGCUAUCAUAGAGUUCCCCCAAUCCAUGGACAAAACAUAAUUUGAAGCAUAGAACAUGGGUGACAAGUUUUAUGUAACUAACAACAUGCAACAAUUAACACAGUAGAUGUAGUACAUGCACUACUGCUGCCACUGUUGCUGAUGCUGGUAUUAGUAUUGAAAGUAAUAAUAAUCACAAUAGGAAACCUAUUCUUAUUACAAAUAUGUAAGCAGGAAAUUUAACAACACAAAAACCACUAUCCUACAGUGAGAGUACUGGCUGUUUUUCUCAUGCUGAGCAUGUUCAGUUCUACCAUACAGUUAACAACCAUACUUUUGCACACUGUACUUUGUUUUUAUAAAAUUAUUUUUCUUAUUUGAGACAAUUAUCUCUAUAUAUAUUACUUUCAUAAUAUAAUUAUCUCUCUUAUUUGUCCAUGUGUAUUGUUAAUGGACAAUAAAAGGGACAGUUAUACAGUAUAUUAAUGAGUUUUUGAUAUAAAGAUGAUAUAUUAAAGCAAAACACUUGGCUUUUAUCUAAGGAAAGAAGCAAUUUCAAACCUGCUUUGCCAUUUGAAGCGGAGCAAAUUGAAGACAUGUAUCAGCAGUAGGAGGUGCAAAAGGAAACAUGUUGGGAGUGCACUGUUAGUUGAAUGAGCCCCAGCUUUUCUGAUGAAAUGACACCAAAAUUUGUUUGUUAUAAGCAUAUCCAUUAUAACAAGAUCUGUUAUAGUGAGGGUAAAAUAUGCUGAUAUGAGUAGUAGCAUUGUUUUCAUGUUAAUGUUAUUUUGACUUAUAUUUUUUUAUUCAUAUAUCAUUUGAAGAAAAUUAUCAUUUUAUAUAAAUGAUUCUAAUUAGCAAUGCUGUUGCUAUCAUUGUUACUGUUGUUAAGUUUAUAAUUUCUAAUAUUAUUUGCUUAUUAAAAUUAAAUAAAAACAUUGAUUAUGAUAAUUAACACACUGUGAUCUACCUCAGUCACCAAGAAUGGUAUUAUGUGAUAUCAGUCCUUUAUUUCACUAAUGUAUCUUUUUUGUAUACAUUGGAGGAAUAAUGAUGUAUUCUGUACAUGAAGUAUCUGUGAUGCAGUAUUUGCCUCAAAUUAAAGUAUUCAUCAUUUUAGUUGAAUAUCGACAUUCACAUUUUUUUUGGUAAUUGUAUAUAUAUCAAAGACACUAUUUUGAUCAUUUGAUGUAUCCUUUUCUUGUUUCAGUCAAAAUGUGUAUUAUUUCUACUUCUAUAUGCAAACUCUGUAUGACUUCUCCUUAUACUGUAGGAACAAAUUCUGUAUACUAUAGUCCUUCAUUACGUAUGAAUUAUCUUUGUUAUGACUGUAAGAUAAAUUUGAGUGCAGUAUUGAUUGUUUAACAAACAAAGUAGUCAUGAUAUUUAAGGGAAAAAGUGUGAAAAUGCAGAAAAUAAUAUAUUCUGCUUUUUCACAUAAUUUACAUUUACUGUUGAUUUAUUUUGUUUCUGCCAUCAACUUUAAAUGCUCAUAUGACUUCAGCUUCAGGGAGUAUGAAAGCUGGUCUAUCAGUACAUCCAAGAACAGAAAUUUCAUUGUUUAUUUAACCAUUUAAGUUAUACUGUUGCAAAUGAAAGAAAUCAUAGUUUUAUUUAAUAUUUCCAUUUCAAGAAGUUGCGAGAUUUCUUUGGGAUAGUCUGUGUUUCAAAGUCACUGUUUGGUUGACAUAAACUUUGACAUAUAACUUUCUGUUUCAGCCAGUAUACGUGUUACUUAUACUAAUUGAUAUUAAUUAGUAUGUCAUUUUCUCAAAAUUCAAAAGUCCUCUCCAAGACCCAAGGAUAUUACAUGAAGGUCUUCUGUAUCUAUGCAAAAAAAAUAAUGAAUAAGAGUUUAAAUAGACAAGCAAAUGAAAUUAAACAUAUUUUUUGUUCUAAAUGUUGCAAUGUCACAGGAAAAAAUAUACAUCAGUUUCCAAUA
This is a messenger RNA of Penaeus vannamei (Pacific white shrimp), 4812 nucleotides long. RefSeq names its product oocyte zinc finger protein XlCOF22. Lineage: Eukaryota; Metazoa; Arthropoda; Malacostraca; Decapoda; Penaeidae. Gene Ontology annotation, molecular function: DNA-binding transcription factor activity; RNA polymerase II cis-regulatory region sequence-specific DNA binding. The record is from RefSeq and is a predicted model, not a curated record. Gene Ontology annotation, biological process: regulation of transcription by RNA polymerase II.